Molecule: messenger RNA, 2993 nt
Organism: Exophiala viscosa
Lineage: Eukaryota; Fungi; Ascomycota; Eurotiomycetes; Chaetothyriales; Herpotrichiellaceae
Exons: 1
Coding region: 272-2731 (819 amino acids)
Source: RefSeq, a predicted model, not a curated record
CAUCCAAGUUCUUGCCCUCGUGCAACCAACUUCCCGUUCUGUGUCUCACUCUGUUCCAUUCUGUGUUCCUUCUGCGUGGCUGGGAAUCUCAUCGGCGCCGGCCUGAUCCCAACCACCACUAUCAACCCCAACCUCGUAUUCAAUUCCACCAUUUCAUAUUCUCGAAAUGCGUCUUCAAUCAUGCUCUCCAUGUCUAUUCCACUCUGGUCAACGUGCUUCCGCUUUGACAUUUUUUUUUGAGUUUCCGCAUUGAUAAUACUUCCCCAGAGUAAUGAACUUGGUUCCCGAUACUCAUAUUCAGACAGUCAAGAGCCUCACUCCUCAAUAUAUCCGCAGUCAUUCGUUGAAAUCUUCCGUCGCCUCGAACGAAUAUUUCUCAGACUAUGCUUCUGAAACCGCCAGCCAAAAAUCCGACGAUACAAAAGCAAGCUAUGAAACACCGCCCUCGAGAAUAUCAACACCACCCGUACAGCAGCAACUCAUUGAUUCGGAGAUGACACUUCCCAGUAGAGCCGGCGCAACACAGCCGGCACCUCUCAAUACUCGGUAUGAGGCGUCACAGACAAUGCGCAUGCUGUCCAGUUUUGACGAGAUGAGUCCGCCAACCCCAGGAGUUGACGAUACACCAUACAUUCGGUUUGCGAUUGAGCAAUUGACAAGAGAUGAGGAUGUCCUUGGUCAAGGCAGAUACAGCACAGCAUCACCCGUGGAUGAUCCUCUUUCUCCGAUUCUGCCAUUAGCAAGACCAGUAUCGGUCGACAGCCGUCAAACUCCUACACCCUCUCCUCCUCCACCAACGCCACCACAGCAACCUCCUCCACAGCCAAUACGUCAGAUUCAGCGGAAGCCUGUACCUCAAGAGGUCAUGGUCCCUGUUGAUCUGUCCAAAGACCUACGCUCACAACUUGGCUUUGUACCAACACCCUUACGACUUCCCAUCCUCGCGCUUUUCAUGUUCUUAUGCCUAUCAAUCAUAGCCGGCCUAAUAUUCAGUCUUGUUUUCAUUUCCACGAAUCAUGCCCUCUUCGACUACGACGGAAACUCCACACCACGGUAUUUUGUCUUCCAAUACCUACCACAACUUCUGGGCAUCAUCCUGCUACUAUGGCUUUUUGUCAUCGAAGCCGCAGCGUACAGAUGCUUGCCCUACUUCUGUAUGAACUCAGGAAAGCGCAAUCCCUGGGUGCUACAGAACAUGCGGAUCUUGCCGGCGAACUAUCUGCUUCCCGACUUUAGCUUCUUCCGUACGGGAGAGCAAAUGCUUGGAGUGGCAUUUCUGAUAUUCUGGCUGAGCAAUUUCACCGUCCCUCUCCUCAGUUGCCUUUAUCAAACGCAGUGGAUCACAAACGAUGGUCCCGCACGCUUUCGCUGGACGACCGUACAGGGCGUGGGCUGGACCUUGGUCGCGCUGUAUGGUCUACUGUGUCUAGCAAUUCUGUACUGCAUUGUGCGGUUUCGGCGACGCAACUCGAACUUGAUGUGGGAUCCGCGCUCAAUCGCCGACCUGGUCUGCCUCUUUCGUCGCUCAAAUGGUGGGUCUGGAUUCGAGCAGAGCGAGAUUGCGCCAGAUCCCGGCCAACAACUUCCACCAAAGACAUGUCGAUUAGGCUUUUGGACGACUUCCGAAAGACCUGCCGUUUUCCACGGAGUAGGUGUGGAAUACGCCCCGAUCAAACGCCUUUCGAUGCAGCAGACAAGAGCAACGGAGAAACCCUCAGGUCUACGGCUUCAUCCUAACGACACCGUUGACACCGAGGCUCAGCAGCGCCAUUCCUAUGGUUCAGUCUUCUCACGCAAUAUCCAUUCACCGUAUGUACGGUAUCGAUGGACCGUCUGGUUCCUUCGAGACUCGGCUGUCUUGGCAUGGAUCAUUGCAGCGUUCAUACUUGUGAUUGCCUUUUUGGUGGUCAGCUUUGUCAACCACGCAGUACAAGACGGGUUCAGUCCAUUGUUACCGUCACUGACUCGUGCUGGAGGUUUCUCUCCAGCGAACUUCCUCUACAGCUUCAUCCCGGCGUUACUCGGAAUGAUCCUCUUUCUUGCGUGGCAACCCAUCGCAAUGUACUUCCGUGCUGUUCAGCCAUUUUGCAACCUCUCUCAACCUUCUGGUGCUGAUGCUCGACACUCGCUGUUGCUGUCAUACCCGGCUCGAGGUCCGAGUUCUGUGAUCCUUCUCGCUCUGCGAAACCACGACUACAAGGUGGCAUAUAUCAGCUUCAUUGCCCUUCUAUCACUGUCGAUCCCAGUCCUAGCUGGAGGAGUAUUCACCGCGGAGUUCUUCACCACUCAGAACGAGGUCAGAAUUGUCGCCAGCAUGCCUGGAUACAUUGCGCUCUGCGUACUUGUGACUAUUUAUGCAUUGUCAUACUUGGUCAUCUGGCCCACAAGAAAGCGGUACCUGCCACACAACAUCAAUACCAUCGCAGCUUUGUUGAGUUGGCUAUAUGCGAGCCCGUUGCUGGGUGACAGCGCUCUGCAGAAUGUUACAACAAAAGGAGAACUCAUAGAGAGAUUGACCAGAUCAUCUUCAUCUCCAGCAACACUUACUGGAGAUGGAGCAAAAGACGAGAAACGGGGCCAAGCCUUCAGGCCAGUGCGUCAUGUGGGUGGGCAUGUGCCGCGUUUUGCCUUUGGCAUAUUUGUGGGACGAGAUGGGCUGGAGCAUCUCGGCAUUGACCGACUUCAGAGGCCUGGAAGUCGCGAGAUGCUCGUGGUGCCUCCUUCCCGGUAGCGAGAAUUACUAAUGAUGAUGAAGUUGACGACAGCGACGUGCGGUGCACUGUACAUACCACGCCUAUGGAAUUCAUGCACACGGCAAUGACUUCAACAAUACGAUGAGAUUAUGGGUAUGGACGGAUGGGCGCCCCAGGAUUGAGUAUAACUGAGAGAGCUCGUGAAUGAGGCGAUGCGAAAUGGAUAUAUCUUGCGAGACGGGAAAUGUCACACACCAGAACAACGGUUCACGCCAAAAAUCCAGGGCAGAAGAAGGCGCA